Molecule: messenger RNA, 393 nt
Organism: Rubroshorea leprosula
Lineage: Eukaryota; Viridiplantae; Streptophyta; Magnoliopsida; Malvales; Dipterocarpaceae
Source: the annotation of a GenBank genome assembly
GAUUAUGCUUCUUAUAUAUUCGACAGCAUUGCUGUCGAAUGUAUUGGAAACGUCGUCGUUUCCCUAUCUGGUUCAUCUUCUCCGGCCCUGUUCUUGCCGGUCCCAUCGGAUUCUGGCUUGUUGCCAUCGAUCCCCCUGCUUUAUUUCUUUGUAGAUCUGUGCAUUUUGGUGCAAAAUCCAUCACCUCUAAGCCUCCACGCGCCUCCAUCCUGUCUUUUCUUUACUGCCUUCAUUGCCUCCACAGCAUUACGGUCCCCAUUGACAAAGGUAAUUGAUAUUUUUGUGAUUUUUUAAUACCAAAUUUUAUUGUUUUAUUUGUAGAUUAGUGUAGAUUAUUAUUAUUAUUAUUGUAUAAAUUAUCAAUAAAUUUAUCAGUAAAUUACUGUUAUUUCU